AUGACAGCACCGAACGUGACGUAUGGGCCAUCGGGUCUGGAGCCUGCUCGUAGAAUUCCCAACAUUAGGACACUCAGGGCGUUCGUGGGAGGAGAGUGGUUGGACGGCUUCGCCUGGAACCAGAUAUACUACAAAGUCGAAAAGAACAUGUCUGAGUUCUUCGGAGUAUACCUCUUCGGACACCCACAACCACUCAACUACGCAUCUCAAGACGUCGAAACUCUACUUGAUCAGAUCAAGAACGACGCUGGAUGGCAGAACUUCCGCGACCAAAUCGAUAACCUUGUGGCACGCCUCCACGACAUCAAGACAAUGGUCUGCCUGGGAUUGGGCCAGUAUGUCGGACCUCCGAGUACGACGAGAAACGUCUGGAUCGUACAGUAUGCGGUCUUCGUGUACAUGUGGGAGAAGCUCAACCAGAAGUGGCAAACCGAAUGCACAGACAGAGGCGACCCAGUGACUUCAGUCGCAAGAAUCUUCCAGGACCCAGCCAUCGACAAGAGAACCAAGUAUCUACUCCAAAAGAUCCCUCGCACUACAGACCCAGGAUACAAUAAUGUCGUCGAAGUUCCGGAGGCCUUCUUCAUGCUUGAAGCAGAUGAGAACACUUUUGUGUACGCGCCGCAUCUACCGAGUAGACUGAAUCUGGCCGUCUUAUCUCGUAGGCCACAGGUCUUCGUCGGCAACGGCGAAAGAGCCGUAGGCGGGUGGAAAACGGCCAUAAUGGAGGAAUACAUGGAGGAAUGCAAGUUUGAAGGAGUCAACGUCAUUGGUCAGGGAGUCAGAGACUUGUGGGCCAGAGUCUGCGCCGCCAGGCAAACGUAUCUUGAGGCGCCAAUGAACAACGACGGCCCCACGGAUCCAACACACUUCAACGGAACGUCGAUCUUUCUACGCCGGAUCUGA
Messenger RNA from Aureobasidium namibiae CBS 147.97, 906 nucleotides. RefSeq lists its product as uncharacterized. NCBI's taxonomy places the organism in Eukaryota, Fungi, Ascomycota, Dothideomycetes, Dothideales, Saccotheciaceae. The record is from RefSeq and is a predicted model, not a curated record. The transcript has a single exon. Bases 1 to 906 code for a protein of 301 amino acids.